This is a messenger RNA of Boeremia exigua, 1213 nucleotides long. RefSeq lists its product as uncharacterized. Lineage: Eukaryota; Fungi; Ascomycota; Dothideomycetes; Pleosporales; Didymellaceae. The transcript has a single exon. Bases 245 to 1012 code for a protein of 255 amino acids. The record is from RefSeq and is a predicted model, not a curated record.
CCCGCUCGGGCGCAGUCGAGGUGGUUGACGACACUGCAUCGAGUGAGAGACCCUGUCGCAGCCACGAGCAAUUGGUGCUACGUCAAAUCAUAUCGCCUCAAUUUUGUCUGCGCUGUCCAUAUCGUCGCUUGUGAUUGUUUACCCCACACCUCCACUGCACCUGCCGCCCGGUACCUGAGCAUUCCACGGCGCAUCCACAUUCCACGUCUACGUUAUCGAGGCUCAAUUGAGACACUCAUCCACCAUGCGCAACGUCUUCGCGCCUCUUCUCCUCGUGUCGCUGGCCCUUGCAGCGCCCGACACACUCGCCGCCUUCGAGCCCGCGCUUGAGCCGCUCGACCAGCUCGUCACCUCCAACAACGACACCAGCCUUAUCGACAACGUCGCCGAGCUCCUCAAGCGCCAAAACAAUGUCUGCGGGAGCAGCAACUACCAGUGCAGCAACGCCCCCAGCCUCUGCUGCCCGCGCACCGCCAUCUGCUCUGCCGACAGCAACAACAUUGUCGGCUGCUGUCCGCAGGGCAAGGCAUGCACUGGCACCCUCGGCGCAUCUGUCACCGGCAUAGCCACAGCAUCAACAACUCUCCCCAUCGUGAGCGCCUCCACGACAUCCGGCCCCUUCGUCCAGACCACGACUGCCGCCGGCGGCGCUUCAACGGUAUCCAACGCCUUCUACCCCUUCCCCUACAUCGCCACGACUUACGACAACGCAGCUGCCUGCUCCAGCGCUUAUACGCGCUGUCAAAGCGAUGCUGCAAGCUGUACGAACGCGCUAGUCGGCGGCGCGCAGGGCGUCACAAUCAGUGCGCCCAACGGCGGCGCGACCAUCACCGCAGUGCCGAGCUUGGGCACGCAGAGUGCAAGCAGCAUCUGCGCGAGCCUGAGCCAGGAGGCGUGCUACGGGCUGCAGGUCGCGGCCUGCCAGGCGUUCGGGAACGCAGCGCCCACGCGGUGCGCGGGGUACAUGGGGGCCGUGGGCGUUGCACUGGGAGUUGCCGGGCAGCUGCUAUAAUACGGGACGAGCAGACACCAGGCGGAGAGUAUCAAGCGGAAAUUACGAGAUUGGGGUUUUCAUUGUCGAUAUUCCAGCGCGAAAACGGGCGCGCUUGGCCUCGGCCAGCGCGCACUUGCACUUGCACUUGCACAUGCACACGGGCGUUAAUGUUUCACGCCUCCCCACGAAGUUGAUAGAACGAACAAGUCACGAACUGCC